Messenger RNA from Acaromyces ingoldii, 842 nucleotides. RefSeq names its product ATPase, V1/A1 complex, subunit F. Gene Ontology annotation, biological process: monoatomic ion transmembrane transport. Gene Ontology annotation, molecular function: proton-transporting ATPase activity, rotational mechanism. Bases 97 to 561 code for a protein of 154 amino acids. Lineage: Eukaryota; Fungi; Basidiomycota; Exobasidiomycetes; Exobasidiales; Cryptobasidiaceae. The transcript has a single exon. Gene Ontology annotation, cellular component: fungal-type vacuole membrane. The record is from RefSeq and is a predicted model, not a curated record.
GACGGCAUCCCAGACAGACAGACGGACAGGCACCCAGAAGACACCUAGAAGAGGGAGAACACACUCUUCGACCUCGCCAAGACUGCCACGGCCGCCAUGUCGAUCGCUUCGCAAGCUGCCGAUCGCACACUCCUCGCGCUCAUCUCCGACGAGGACACGGCCACGGGCCUCCUCCUUGCCGGUAUCGGCCACAUUUCCACACCCCAUGGCGCAGGAGCAGGAGCAGGAGCUGGGGCUGGAGCUGGAGCUGGAGGACAAGGAGGUAGUAAAGCGGGCGGUGGGGGCACAGGAGCAAGCCAGCAGCAGAGCACAAGCCUCUCGCAGGACUCGUCGUCAAAGGGGCCCUCGCCCGACCGGAAUUUUUUCAUCGUCAACUCAUCCACCCCAGUCUCGGACAUCGAGGCGGCCUUCAACCUCUUUACCCAGGAGCGGCAGGACAUCGGCAUCCUCCUCAUCACCCAGACACUCGCCGAGAAGAUCCGGCCACUGUGCGAUCGAUAUCAGCAGGCCUUUCCUGCUGUCCUUGAGAUCCCCAGCAAGGAUGCCCCCUAUGGUGGGUGACCAACUCUCCUUGUGGGCUGUGAGAUGAUGCGCGCGAGCCAUGCUGACCUUCUCUCUCUCUCUCUCUCUUUCUUCUCUCUUCUCCUUGGCAGACCCUUCAAAGGACUCAAUCUUGAAACGAGUGCAAAAGGUAUGGAGCUGCUGCAGCUGUGGCAGAGUGCAAGGGAUACUGAUCGCACUUGCUCCUCUCCAAACAGCUCUUUGGCGAAUGAGGACUGGAGAAGCGAUCGCACUUGUUGAGAUGAAUCUGGGAAUGUCGAUGCUUGCAAUCAUGACAAUGU